Molecule: messenger RNA, 3137 nt
Organism: Sceloporus undulatus (fence lizard)
Lineage: Eukaryota; Metazoa; Chordata; Lepidosauria; Squamata; Phrynosomatidae
Gene: RHOB
Product: ras homolog family member B
Exons: 1
Coding region: 362-952 (196 amino acids)
Biological process (GO): small GTPase-mediated signal transduction
Molecular function (GO): GTP binding; GTPase activity
Source: RefSeq, a predicted model, not a curated record
AAAGGCUAAAGAAGAAGGAAAGGAAGUGUAAGGAAAGAAGGGAGGAAAGAAAAAGGAGCAACGAGGAAAGGAGGAAGGAGAGAGUAGAGCAAGGAAAGAAGGGAGGAAAGAGAAAGGAGGAUCAGUGAAAGGAGGGAGGCAAAAGAGAAGGGCCAGGCAAGGCAGCCUCUGGUCCCUGGUGGUCUCCAACCUCCAAGGCUCUCCCUGCCUCCUGGCCACGGUGCCCUGGCCCCAACGGCGAAGGGGAAGGGCAGAGGCAGAAGGCGGCACCAGUGGGGCCUGGUCAUCGGUGGGCGCCGCCUCACCUUCCCCCCUGUCAGCUGCCGGGCCUAGCGCCUUCGUCCCCGGGGCCCUGGCGGCGAUGGCGGCCAUACGUAAGAAGCUGGUGGUGGUGGGCGACGGGGCAUGUGGGAAGACAUGCCUGUUGAUCGUGUUCAGCAAGGACGAGUUCCCGGAGGUGUACGUGCCGACAGUCUUUGAGAACUACGUGGCCGACAUUGAGGUGGACAGCAAGCAAGUGGAGCUGGCCCUGUGGGACACAGCCGGCCAGGAGGACUAUGACCGGCUCCGGCCCUUGUCCUACCCGGACACGGACGUCAUCCUCAUGUGCUUCUCGGUGGACAGCCCGGACUCCCUGGAGAACAUCCCGGAGAAGUGGGUGCCCGAGGUGAAGCACUUCUGCCCCAAUGUGCCCAUCAUCCUGGUGGCCAACAAGAAAGACCUCCGCAACGAUGAGCACGUCCGCAAUGAGCUGGCCCGCAUGAAGCAGGAGCCUGUCCGCACCGAGGACGGCCGUGCCAUGGCCCUCCGCAUUCAGGCCUACGACUACCUCGAGUGUUCGGCCAAGACUAAGGAUGGCGUCCGUGAGGUCUUCGAGACCGCUACCCGCGCCGCCCUCCAGAAGCGCCACGGUGCCCAGGGCGGCUGCCUCAGCUGCUGCAAGGUCCUCUGAGGGACCCCAGGAUGGAGGAGAAGAGGGCUGGGGGGCUCUGCUGGGGAAGACUGAUCCACACUCCUGUCCAGGGACCUUGGUGCCUUCUCUUGCCUUCUCUUGGCCCAAGAUGGCAUCUCCCACCCAUGGACCCCAUCUCCUUUGGAUGUCUCCUCCUGUCUUCCCUGCAAGGGAGGACUUGGCUUGCUCAGAUCUUCUGGCAUCCUACCCUGAGCUCAAGGGAAGAGAGCACUCCCCACUCACCACCUCCAACCCACCAGGGAGAUAACUUAGGAGACUGGCAUGUUGGUUGUGACUGGCAUGAUGGCCAUGAUGAUCCUCAAGUGAGAACUUUUGAGACUGGUGUGGUGAUGGUGAGGCUCAAAAGGAGGACUUAGUAGACUGUCAUGAUAUUGGUGAGGCUCAAAGGAUAACUUAUGAGACUGUCAUGGUGGCCAUGAUGAUCCUCAAGUGAGAACUUAUGAGAUUGGCAUGAUGGUCAUGAUGCUCAAGGAGAACUUAUGAGAUUGGCAUGAUAGUGGUGAUGCUCAAAGGAGAACUUUCGAGAUUGGCAUGAUGGUCAUGAUGCUCAAAGGAGAACUUAUGAGACUGCCAGGAUGGCAGCGAUGCUGAAAAGGAGAACUUAGGAGACUGGUAUGAUGGGGAUGCUGAAAAGGAGAACCUAGACUGGCAUGAUGGUGGGGAUGCUCAAAAAGAAAACUUAGGAGACUGGCAGAAUGGUGGUGAUGCUCUCUGCCUUUUCCACUUCCAGAGCCUUAACCCCCACCUUCAUCUCUAGGAAGAGAGACACUUGGAUUUGCUUCCCUGGGGUGGGUCUUCUCAUAUAGAGCUUCUCCUGAUAGGUCUUGGUCUUUGCUUCCCUUUCUCAUGGGGAGGGAAGGGAUCCUUUUCCCUCUCUGGCUGGGAAGGACUGGUUGCCUGGACUUGCAGUGGUUUCCAAACUUUGGUCCUCCAGAUAUUUUGGGCUCCUGCUCCCAGGAUUCCUGAGCGUUGGCCAAGCUGGCUGGGGGUUGAAGUCUAAAAUCCCCAGCGGAGCAAAGUUUGAGACUCACUGGAGGAUUUCCAAGGGAGGCUGGGGUGGGGGUGGGCAGAAAUGGAGAUAAUCCAGGGAAAGGGGGUCUCUGGCUGUGUGUGUGUGUGUGUACAUAUAAAAAUAUUCUUUUGAGCUGGGAUAUUGGUACAGCGUGGCUUAUUUAACACUGGACUGGGCCCCAAAGUCUCUUGGGAGGACUUUGACGUCCAUUCUGAAGCAAGGGAAUGUGUAACAAGGGGGUCCUGCCUUGGGUAUUGGGGUACAAAAAGAUUUAUUCCUGGGGUGGAUCUUCUAAUAAGGAGAUUCUCAUGAAUUCCUGGGGUGGGCUAGAGGAGAGUGGGAAAACGGGGGUGGACAGGGAAAAUGGGUUGAUGGUUUUCUUGAUUUCCAGUGCCUGUUCUGGUUUGAUUCCCCCCUUCCCACAUUUCAGUUUUAUUAAUUUAACUAAAUGAUCUACCUUUGCCAACAAACAAACAAACAAAGUACUGAAAACCUACUUUGCACAGUUAGGGUGUUCUGCUUGGACACUUUAUAGGCACUUUGAGCCUGCAAUUCUGACACUGUAGCAUUUCAAAAACCCUUGAAUUGGGACCUGUGUCGGGCGCAAUCCAGCUAAGCACUUUCCCGUGGAACCCGUUUUCAAUGACAUAAUCCCAUUGGCUUCCAGAUCGGAGCCUGUGAAAUGUGUAUUCACUAGUUGAUCAUCGGUGGGACUCUAGGAUGCUUAAACUUGGGCUGGGUUGUGCUUUUUUCGUUCUGUAGGAUCGACUGCAGAAGCAAAACCACUAUAAUUGUCUCUUUUGUUCCUUGAUCAAGUGGAAAACACUGUCUUUAUUUGUGAUGUUGUUUUUUAUAAGUGCUAAGUUGCCGUCUCUGGGAACAGUUGUACACUUUAUUUUCAGAGGUUAACUUUUCUGGGCCUGUGUGAGAAUAAUGUGCUUCUCUGUUUCAGAGAAACUGAUUUAAUACCCUUUGCUCUCCCCCAUUUUUUUUGUAAACCAGUGGUACUAAGAUCUUUAUUUAAAAACAAAACCACAACACUACAUUGACCUGCCAAGAAGAGAAGAUGUGAAGUUUACAUGAAAUUAUAUAAGCUGUGUAUGCAGCAUGAUUUUUUUUUUUUGUAAAGUAUUAAAAUAUUCUGUGAUUACA